Molecule: messenger RNA, 1368 nt
Organism: Rana temporaria (common frog)
Lineage: Eukaryota; Metazoa; Chordata; Amphibia; Anura; Ranidae
Gene: MTFR1
Product: mitochondrial fission regulator 1
Exons: 8
Coding region: 209-1225 (338 amino acids)
Biological process (GO): aerobic respiration; mitochondrial fission
Cellular component (GO): mitochondrion
Source: RefSeq, a predicted model, not a curated record
GUUACCGGUAGGGCGGAGAGUUGUCAGGAUUCCGGUAGACAGUGACGGUGCUGAGGUGGUGAAGUGCGGGGAAGAGUUGUGCUGACUGGUCACAGGUGUCGGUGAGGAGAGCGGCAUUGAAGGUCAGGUAUGGAGAGAAGAGCUUGACUAUGGAAGAGCAGAAGUUGACUGUUUAUACUGGGCUCUUUGUCGAGAGAUUUAGUGUCAGAUGCUGCUCUGGCUGUUACGUUUAGUGAGAAUGGUUCUGCAACAGGUUGUCCAUAAUAUGGAGUCGGAUUUUUUUCAGGUCCUGUGGUCAAGUAAACCAUAUGGCUCAUCUCGAAGUAUUGUCCGAAAAAUUGGGUCAAAUCUGCCUAUGCUACAAUCGCCAAGAGUUCACUUCCAGUUCAUUCCAUAUCCUGUUGCACUAAAUGCUGCCAAUCAAAAUGGUGCUGUGGUACCCUCUUUUGCUGAUGUGGGAUGGGUCGCUGAUGAGGAAGAGGGGGGAGAAGCAUUUACUAGGCUAAGGGCACAGAAUUAUGUGCACCACAGUCUGUCGUUGGAAGAUGAGUUAAGCCAUUAUGACAAGCCACUUAGAAGACAGGUAUCCAUGCCUGCUCUUUUGAAGGAGGCGCCAGAGAUCAGAUUGCAGCCAGCAGCCAACGAAGAAGCUUUGCAGAAGAUCAAUGUAUUGGAAAAUGAACUGGCUACCUUGAGAGCACAGAUUGCCAAGAUUGUUACUAUCCAAGAGCAGCAAACUGUGACUGCAGGUUCUGUUCUACCACCUAUUUCACCUUGUGCAGCACCUCUGCCCCCUCCUCCUCCACCACUACCACCUCCACCUCCUGCUCUUCACAGAAGUGUCUCUGCAAUUGAACUCAUUAAGGAGAGGAAAAACAAGAAGAGCAAUGUAGAAACAGUGGUAGACAGCACACCAAAGAAGGCAGAAAUGCCAAGCAUGUUGGAUGUUCUAAAAGACAUGAACCAAGUGAAGUUGCGCUCUGUGAAAAGGAUACCUGAAGAGUCAAAACCUAAGUCAUGUGACCCAACUGACCCAGCAACACUUAUUGCUGAAGCUCUAAAGAAGAAGUUUGCAUACAGGUAUCGAAGUGACAGCCAAGGGGAGUCUGACAAACAUUUUCCAAAAUUGGAGCCAAAGAAGGCUGCAGAAACACCAAUGUUUGGACCUCACAUGCUGAAAUCGACAGGAAAAAUGAAGACUCUUGUUAAAUCGACACAUUCCUGAAAUAUAGAAGAAGCUCUUCUCCGAUUCCUGGCUUUUAACUAGGGCUUGAAGGAUCAAAAAACAAGAUGUGCAAUGUAUUUUCUUCUAAAGGGAUCUUGUGACUUGAUCACAAUCUGUAUAACACUAAAUCUUGCCAUGCCAAA